This is a messenger RNA of Diprion similis, 1276 nucleotides long. RefSeq lists its product as uncharacterized. The record is from RefSeq and is a predicted model, not a curated record. Bases 134 to 1045 code for a protein of 303 amino acids. Lineage: Eukaryota; Metazoa; Arthropoda; Insecta; Hymenoptera; Diprionidae. The transcript has 6 exons.
GCUUCCUCGUGUAAUUUCUCCCAUUUAUCCUCCAACGAGGAUUUCGUGCGGGCUGCGUUUUCGAUUGAUUCAAUUUUUUUAUACGGGAAAAUGUUUUUCACCUAAUAUCAUACAUUUGAAUACAUAUGUAUUGAUGUUUUCGCACAAGUCAUUCCCGAUGUUACGGUUAAGUGUAGUGGAAAGUAAUAGCAGUAGGAAUUUUCGGCGACUCCUGUUCCUCGUCGUUCUUUUCACCGCUGGGGGGGCAAUGGGGAUCCGAGACGUGCGUAUUACUGUACCAGCAAUGGUUCGGUCCCGGGAUUCCGCACUUCUCACCUGUGACUACGAUUUGGAGGCCGCAUAUCUGUACUCCAUAAGGUGGUAUCUUGGGGACGAAGAGUUUUAUCGAUUUGUACCCCGAGAAGAUCCUCCGCAAGCAAUAUUCUCCGUUCGGGAUAUGCAGGUCGAUAGACAACACUCAAACAUGAAGGACGUGACAUUGGUGAACGUGUCUCGAAACCUGACCGGGACCUACAAAUGCGAGAUUUCGGCGGAUGCCCCGUCGUUUCACACCCUGAUAGAAGAAGCGCAGAUGAAGGUUGUAGAUGUCCCAGAAGCGGAUCCGUGGAUUGAGCCAGAGAAACAACGUUUACCGGCGGGUGAAACUCUUCGGGCGAAUUGCACGUCAGGCGCUUCGAAUCCCGCCCCCACCAUUACGUGGACGCUGAACGGAGAUCCUUUGAAUCGUACAAACCUUGCUUUCAAAAUGUGGCCACGGUUCUUGGGGCAAGGUGACAUCAAAUCCACGCAAUCUACUUUGGAACUUAAGACGACCGCGGAUCUUUUCAAGGAGGGAAAACUCGUGCUUCGAUGUUUUGCAGCAAUACCGACUGUUUAUAAGGCUUCCGCUGAGUUAGUUGUCGCUGAAGACACACCGCUCAUUGCAUCAAUCACCGGCAACGCUUCGCCACACUUACGCCAAUCAAGUGGAUCCCGUCCGAGCUCUUUGGUAGAGAUUGGCGUCCUCAUGUUAUCCUUGGCAGCAGCCGCAUCCUGGAGCAGAUAGCUCUUUUAUACAAAGGGCAUCGAUUCCUCUCACUGACCCGAACACGUCGUCCAUGUCAACCUAGUAGCUAGGGCUUCCAGUUAUGUAUGUUACUAUGUAUCAUGUAGAUAGGUGGAUAAUUUUUAUUGAAGUGACAAGUAAUAAUACACAAACUAUAUACAGUUACUUUUGAACAUGUUAUCUUUUGAUGUAAAUUGUUGAUAAUAAAAUGCGUUGAUCUAUGCAUUUUAA